CAGUUGUUCGCCUGCCGCCGACGCGUUUGGACAUACUCUCUCAAUCGUACAGGAAUUGAAUCAACAAAUAUUCAAACUCGUAGCGAAAUGCGUUCCGUUUGGCUGCUGCUCUGUUUGGGGCUGCUGGCGCUUGGUCAGGUGCGCUCCGAGGAGUCCAUUGCUGAUAUCGACUUGGACGACAUAGCCGAUUUCGAUGAGGACGAUGAGGAGUUUCUGGCCUUGCUGGAGGAGAAGUCCAAGAACAAAGAUGUGGACCGUGAGAAUGAGCUGGCCCAGAAAUUGGCGGAGGUGCAGCAUAACAUACUGAAUCCAGUUGUCGAGGUUGAUCCUUGCGAGAUCAUGCACUGCGGCGCCGGUCGCAUUUGCCAACUGAACAAGAGCAAGCCAGAGUGCGUGUGCAUUCCCGAGUGCCCCGAGGAGUCGGAUGUGCGUCGUCAUGUGUGCACCAACAAGAACGAGACCUGGCCCUCGGACUGCGCCGUCUACCAGCAGCGUUGCUGGUGCGACAUCAAGGAUCCGGGCUGCCGUCAUCCAGACAAUGCGCAUUUGCACAUCGACUACUAUGGCGCCUGCCACGAGUCGCGCGUUUGCGACGGCGAGGAUCUGAAAGACUUCCCGCGUCGCAUGCGCGACUGGCUGUUCAACGUGAUGCGCGAUCUGGCCGAGCGCGACGAGCUGACCGAACACUACAUGCAAAUGGAGCUGGAGGCCGAGACCAACAACUCGCGCCGCUGGGCCAACGCAGCUGUAUGGAAAUGGUGUGACCUGGAUGGCGACACCGAUCGCUCGGUGUCCCGCCACGAGCUGUUCCCCAUACGCGCACCGUUGGUCAGCUUGGAGCAUUGCAUUGCGCCUUUCCUGGAGUCGUGCGAUUCCAACAAGGAUCAUCGCAUCACAUUGAUUGAAUGGGGCGCUUGCCUGGAGCUGGAUGCUGAGGACCUCAAGGAGCGCUGCGACGAUGUCCAGAAGGCAGUGCCGCAUUUACUGGGCUAAGCUGUUCCAUGGUGCCCAAGAUAUUUUGAUUAAUGUAAUUCUUACUAUUACUAUUUUGUGCACAAAGUUUAUUUCAACAAUUAAUUGUCUA
This is a messenger RNA of Drosophila novamexicana, 1084 nucleotides long. RefSeq names its product SPARC (gene SPARC). The record is from RefSeq and is a predicted model, not a curated record. The transcript has 3 exons. Gene Ontology annotation, biological process: anatomical structure development. Lineage: Eukaryota; Metazoa; Arthropoda; Insecta; Diptera; Drosophilidae. Gene Ontology annotation, molecular function: protein binding; extracellular matrix binding; collagen binding. The coding region runs from base 88 to 993 and encodes 301 amino acids.